Molecule: messenger RNA, 1162 nt
Organism: Gasterosteus aculeatus aculeatus (three-spined stickleback)
Lineage: Eukaryota; Metazoa; Chordata; Actinopteri; Perciformes; Gasterosteidae
Product: histone H3
Cellular component (GO): nucleosome
Molecular function (GO): protein heterodimerization activity; structural constituent of chromatin; DNA binding
Source: RefSeq, a predicted model, not a curated record
UGUCAGCAAUCAUGCCUGAUCCACCCACCGUCAAAGCGCCCAAGAAGGGCUCCAAGAAAGCCGUCUCCAAGGCCGUCACCAAGGGCGGCAAGAAGAGGAGAAAGUCCAGGAAGGAGAGCUACGCCAUCUAUGUGUACAAGGUGAUGAAGCAGGUGCACCCCGACACCGGCAUUUCCUCCAAGGCCAUGGGCAUCAUGAACUCGUUCGUGAGCGACAUCUUUGAGCGCAUCGCCGGUGAAGCCUCUCGUCUGGCUCACUACAACAAGCGCUCCACCAUCACCUCCAGGGAGAUCCAGACCGCUGUGCGCCUGCUGCUGCCCGGCGAGCUGGCGAAACACGCAGUGUCUGAGGGAACUAAGGCCGUGACCAAGUACACCAGCUCCAAGUAAACCUGGUGUAGACCACCAACACAAAGGCUCUUUUAAGAGCCACCCACUUCUUCUGAAGACCAUUUCCUUUAUAAUUGAUUGUUUGUAACAUUUACAACGGUUUUGAAUGCAUGGGGAAUACAUAACUUUAAGUUAAUGCAUCAGAUAAUGUGUCGUGGAAGCGCAAAACCCCUGCAGUUUUAUUCAAAUACUAACCAGAUUAUAUUGGAAUCUCUUGUCAAUGUUGUGCUCUUUUGUGGGCCAUGGCAGAUUAUCAGCAGAUUCUUUCCUAGAAUUUUGUCAUGCAUUUACGAAUGUGCACAUUUAAAGGCUGCAUCACACGGAAUGUGUUUAUUAAAAAGAAAUACUGGUGCAAUUUCAACGCAUUUACUGUAAGAAACUAGAAUAUAAUAUGUUUAGCAGUACCUUGCAUGAUGUUUGGAUUAAAACAUCUAAUUAAAUUGUAAUUUGAUCUCUGGAUUCAACAAAAUAAAAAUAACACUAGAUAGUUUUGCGAAUAGAAAUCAGACUCUGAUCUGAUUCUUAAACCCAUCAAUUCCAUACGUCAGCUGUAAGAAAUUGCUUAAAAUUUGACUUUUGUUGCCGUCGCUCGGGCCUUUCCACUCUGUCGCUCAUUGGACUGUUUCAGUGAAAGAAGUGUCUCGGAACUCGUCAAACCCUCGUUUUAUAUGUCCUGACACGCGCACCAACCAGAGAAGAGGCUCCAGACACGAAGCUCAGUUUUUGGCGGACAGUUUGAAAUCAUUUUCCGCCAAUGAGCAGCGGAGACUCGC